UUAUAUUUAGUACGGUUAAAAAAUGUUUCAAAAUAAAUCUGAUUCUCAAAAGCGUUCAGAUAAAAUAUCCAAAUUAUUGGGGGAUUAUUUGCUUAAAAGAUAUGUGAUGCUGGGAUCAACCUGUACUAAAUGUGAUACUAUUCUACUAAAAACACCUGCUGGGAUUGAAUAUUGCGUUGGAUGUUCAGAAAUUGAUAAUACAAUACCCGAUAUAAUAACAGACAAUGAUUUUGUGAAAAAAUCUACCAAUAAUCAAUCAGAUUUAAAUGCUCAGGGUGAUAAUGAUGAUAAAAUAUUGAGCCAAAUUUUGAAAAACAAAAUAGUGCAAAUAUCACAAAAGCUUGAAAGAGAGAAAGAUUUAGACAAUCAAAUUAAAAUAUUGCAGAUAAUUAAAUUAUGCUUCGAAAAUUUGGCAGAUAACACAAAAUGUAUGAAUUCUUAAAUAUUGUAUAUAUUUGUAAAAGAUUGUUUAACCAUACAUGCUUUUUUAUUGUAAAAUGUAUAUUGAAAA
This is a messenger RNA of Gordionus sp. m RMFG-2023, 511 nucleotides long. RefSeq lists its product as uncharacterized. The transcript has 3 exons. The record is from RefSeq and is a predicted model, not a curated record. Bases 23 to 442 code for a protein of 139 amino acids. NCBI's taxonomy places the organism in Eukaryota, Metazoa, Nematomorpha, Gordioida, Chordodea, Parachordodidae.